AUUAACUGUUAUUAUAAAUUAAUGCUUCAAAGUUAGGAUUUAAAAGAGAAACUCGUAACUCCACUGUUUGUUCUCAUUAAAAAGCUUGACGAUGAGGAAGCUUGGACUUUAUUUCAUACCAAUAAUCACACUUAAUUUAGCAUUCUCAGUGUUUUCUGCUGACCAAUAUAACAGGCAAGAUUUUCCUCCAGGCUUCAUUUUUGGUGCUGCAACUUCUGCUUAUCAGGUGGAAGGUGCAGCAAAUGAGGAUGGACGUAGUCCUGCUGCUUGGGAUAUCUUUUCUCAUGGCAGUGGAGCUAUGGGAGUUGACGGGUAUCGCAAAUAUAAGGAAGAUGUCAAACUCAUGGCUCAAACUGGACUAGAUGCCUAUAGAUUUUCCAUUUCAUGGUCAAGACUUCUUCCAAAGGGAAGAGGUGCUAUCAAUCCCAAAGGGUUACAGUUUUACAACAAUCUCAUCAAUGAACUUAUUAGCCAUGGCAUCGAGGCGCAUGUUUCGUUAUACAAUUAUGAUCAUCCGCAGUUGCUUGAAGAUGAAUAUGGAGGGUGGAUUAACAGAAAUAUUGUGAAAGACUUUACAGAAUAUGCAGAGGUGUGCUUCAGAGAAUUUGGUGACAGGGUUUCCUCUUGGACUACUAUUAAUGAGCCUAACAUUUUUGCAAUGGGAGGUUAUGAUCUCGGAGUUGUUCCGCCUGGACGAUGCUCCUAUCCAUUUGGAAUCAAUUGCUCCAAAGGCAAUUCUACUUUCGAGCCCUAUUUGGCAGCUCAUCAUAUGUUACUGGCUCAUGCAUCAACUGUCGGAUUAUACAGAAGAAAGUAUCAGGACAAGCAGCAUGGAGUAAUAGGGCUCACUCUUUAUGCCUUUGGCCUUGUUCCUAUAACUAAUUCAACGGCAGAUAUAGCUGCUACACAAAGAGCCAAAGACUUCAUGUAUGGUUGGUUUAUGAAUCCAUUGGUGUUCGGAGAUUAUCCGGACAUAAUGAAGAAGAAUGCACACUCAAGAAUCCCGGUCUUAACCAGUGAAGAAUCCAAAUUGGUCAAGGGAGCAUUUGACUUCUUCGGGUUGAUACAUUACACUACAGUUUACAUCAAAGAUAACUCUAAGACUUUGAAUCUGGAACCCAGAGACUAUACUGCAGACAUGGCUGCAGCUAUGUUCACGGACGUAGACCAUCCAUAUGUAUUAGUCCCAGAUGAGUUUCCUAUAAGGUCUCGGGGUAUGGAAGCAUUAUUGGAGCACAUUAAGCAAGCUUAUGGAAAUCCUCAUAUUUACAUCCACGAAAACGGACAAACGAACCGACAUAAUUCUUCAUUGGAAGAUAUCUCAAGGGUGGAAUAUCUGGAAGCAUACAUUGGGAGUUUACUUGAUGCAAUCCGGAAUGGGUCGAAUACGAAAGGGUAUUUCGUAUGGUCAUUUAUGGAUUUAUACGAGUUACUGGAUGGCUAUAAAUCAGGCUAUGGUCUCUAUUUUGUAGAUUUUGAUGAUCCGGAUUGGAAAAGAGUACCAAAGCAAUCUGCACAUUGGUACUCUUACUUUUUAAAAGGCGGAACAGUUGGCGGAGUUGAAAACAGAUCUUUCAAGUCAUCGCUUGUUUCUAUAGUUUAAUGCUUCUUGGAAAUUCGUUCCGUAAUUGUGCUUGUUAAACUGAAAACAAAAUUUAGAUGAAUUCAAAUCAAUUAUGUUAUAUUUCACAUUAUAAAUACUAUAAAUAAAAGAUACAUAAUCUUACGAUGUAAA
Molecule: messenger RNA, 1735 nt
Organism: Mercurialis annua (annual mercury)
Lineage: Eukaryota; Viridiplantae; Streptophyta; Magnoliopsida; Malpighiales; Euphorbiaceae
Product: beta-glucosidase 22-like
Exons: 13
Coding region: 92-1603 (503 amino acids)
Biological process (GO): carbohydrate metabolic process
Molecular function (GO): beta-glucosidase activity
Source: RefSeq, a predicted model, not a curated record